CCCAUCACCACCACCACCACGACCGAAACACCAACCCCAACACCCACCACCACGGUGACUCCAACCACAACUCCCACCACCACCACCACCUCAACAGAGACCCCAACACCAACCCCCACCACCACAGUGACUACCACCCCCACCACCUCACCAACCACCCCCCCUCCGGAACCAACCACAAUGACGACCACUACUACGACACCCACAACUCCACCAAAAUCCAGCACGACUGUGACCACCAGCACGCCUCCGUCAAAAUCAACCCCCAUAGUGUCAACACAAACUACGUGUUUGGAGGACUGCAGAUGGUCGGAGUGGCUGGAUUCUGGGAAACCGAACACUAGCAUACCAGGUGGAGAUUUUGAGCCCAUUGGGAACACCUGCGAUCCGGGAUGGGCAGCCAACAUCUCCUGCAGAGCUCCUAUGUAUCCAAAUACUCCCAUUGAAGAACUUGGACAGGUUGUGGAGUGCGACCUCUCCAAUGGGCUGGUGUGCAAAAACGAAAACCAGAAGCCAGGGGGACCCAUCCCCAUGCCCUUCUGCAUCAACUAUCAGAUCAAAGUCUACUGCUGUGGGUACUGUACCCCCUCUGAAAGCACCCCCACUACAACUACGACCAUCAGCACCACAGUGACUCGGACCACAACUCCCACCAUCACUUCAACAGAGACACCAACUCCAGGCCCCACCACCACCACCACCACCACCACCGAGACACCAACUCCAACUCCCACCACCACGGCGACACCACCCACAACUCCCACCACCACCUCAACAGAGACACCAACUCCAGGCCCCACCACCACCACCACCACCACCACCGAGACACCAACUCCAACACCUACCAGCACAAUGACCCCAUCGACAAUACCCACCACCACCUCAACAGAGACACCAGCCCCACCCGCCUCCACCACCACUGAGACUCCAAAAACAACCAGCACAGUGAUCCCACCCACAACACCCACCACCACCUCAACAGAGACACCAACUCCAGGCCCCACCACCACCACCACCACCACCACUGAGACACCAACCACCACUGAGACACCAACUCCAACAACCACCAGCACAGUGACCCCACCCACAACACCCACCACCACCUCAACAGAGACACCAGCCCCACCCCCCUCCACCACCACUGAGACUCCAAAAACAACCAGCACAGUGAUCCCACCCACAACACCCACCACCACCUCAACAGAGACACCAACUCCAGGCCCCACCACCACCACCACCACCACCACUGAGACACCAACCACCACUGAGACACCAACUCCAACAACCACCAGCACAGUGACCCCACCCACAACACCCACCACCACCUCAACAGAGACACCAGCCCCACCCCCCUCCACCACCACUGAGACUCCAAAAACCACCAGCACAGUGAUCCCACCCACAACACCCACCACCACCUCAACAGAGACACCAACUCCAGGCCCCACCACCACCACCACCACCACCACUGAGACACCAACCACCACUGAGACACCAACUCCAACAACCACCAGCACAGUGACCCCACCCACAACACCCACCACCACCUCAACAGAGACCACCACUGAGACACCAACUCCAACAACCACCAGCACAGUGACCCCACCCACAACACCCACCACCACCUCAACAGAGACACCAACUCCAGGCCCCACCACCACCACCACCACCACCACUGAGACACCAAAGCCAACAACCACAAGCACAGUGACCCCACCCACAACACCCACCACCACCUCAACAGAGACACCAGCCCCACCCACCACCACUGAGACACCAACUCCAACAACCACCAGCACAGUGACCCCACCCACAACACCCACCACCACCUCAACAGAGACUCCAAAAACCACCAGCACAGUGAUCCCACCCACAACUCCCACCACCACUUCAACAGAGACACCAACUCCAGGCCCCACCACCACCACCACCACCACCACCGAGACACCAACUCCAACUCCCACCACCACGGCGACACCACCCACAACUCCCACCACCACCUCAACAGAGACACCAACUCCAGGCCCCACCACCACCACCACCACCACCACCGAGACACCAACUCCAACACCUACCAGCACAAUGACCCCAUCGACAAUACCCACCACCACCUCAACAGAGACACCAGCCCCACCCGCCUCCACCACCACUGAGACUCCAAAAACAACCAGCACAACCACCACUGAGACACCAACUCCAACAACCACCAGCACAGUGACCCCACCCACAACACCCACCACCACCUCAACAGAGACCACCACCACCACCACCACCGAGACACCAACUCCAACACCUACCAGCACAAUGACCCCAUCGACAAUACCCACCACCACCUCAACAGAGACACCAACCACCACCACCACCACCACCACCACUGAGACACCAACUCCAACAACCACCAGCACAGUGACCCCACCCACAACACCCACCACCACCUCAACAGAGACACCAGCCCCACCCCCCUCCACCACCACUGAGACUCCAAAAACCACCAGCACAGUGAUCCCACCCACAACACCCACCACCACCUCAACAGAGACACCAACUCCAGGCCCCACCACCACCACCACCACCACCACUGAGACACCAACCACCACCACCACCACUGAGACACCAACUCCAACAACCACCAGCACAGUGACCCCACCCACAACACCCACCACCACCUCAACAGAGACACCAGCCCCACCCCCCUCCACCACCACUGAGACUCCAAAAACCACCAGCACAGUGAUCCCACCCACAACACCCACCACCACCUCAACAGAGACACCAACUCCAGGCCCCACCACCACCACCACCACCACCACUGAGACACCAACCACCACUGAGACACCAACUCCAACAACCACCAGCACAGUGACCCCACCCACAACACCCACCACCACCUCAACAGAGACACCAGCCCCACCCCCCUCCACCACCACUGAGACUCCAAAAACCACCAGCACAGUGAUCCCACCCACAACACCCACCACCACCUCAACAGAGACACCAACUCCAGGCCCCACCACCACCACCACCACCACCACUGAGACACCAACCACCACUGAGACACCAACUCCAACAACCACCAGCACAGUGACCCCACCCACAACACCCACCACCACCUCAACAGAGACACCAGCCCCACCCCCCUCCACCACCACUGAGACUCCAAAAACCACCAGCACAGUGAUCCCACCCACAACACCCACCACCACCUCAACAGAGACACCAACUCCAGGCCCCACCACCACCACCACCACCAUUGAGACACCAAAGCCAACAACCACCACCAUCUCAACAGAGACGCCAACCACCACUGAGACACCAACUCCAACAACCACCAGCACAGUGACCCCACCCACAACACCCACCACCACCUCAACAGAGACCACCACUGAGACACCAACUCCAACAACCACCAGCACAGUGACCCCACCCACAACACCCACCACCACCUCAACAGAGACACCAGCCCCACCCGCCUCCACCACCACUGAGACACCAACCACAACCCCCUACACUACCACGCCCCCCACCACCACAGAGACCCCAAUACCGCCAUCAAGCACCACCACCAGCACGGAGACCCCAGUCCCUACAAGCACAGUACCUGUCUACCUCCCCUUCUUCCACGGAAUCAACCACACUUCUGACCACCCCUCCGACUACCACGAAGACAACCAGCCCGCCUUCACCACCCACGGAAACGAAGCCCACGGUCACUACCCCGGGAAGAAGCACCCCUGGUGGCACCACUACAGCACCGUGAAAAGCACCCCCAUCGAAAUUUGCUGCUUUCUGAAUGACACGUUCUAUGACCCAGGCGAGUUGGUGUACAACGGCACUCACGGAGACACCUGCUACUACGUGAACUGCUCGCUGAGCUGCCAGCUGGAGUUCUUCAACUGGUCCUGCCCGUCCACGCCCCCCUCCACACCCACACCCUCCAAGACGACACCCUCGUCAACACCCCGCCCACCCACGCCCACAACCACGCCGACCACCACCAAAACCCCUGGCUGCCCCAACUUCGACCCUCCCAGACAGGAGAAUGAGACUUGGUGGCUGUGUAACUGCACCCAGGCCAUCUGCAAACAUGACAACACCGUGGAGAUCGUGCAGGUGGAGUGCAAGCCCCCGCCCAUGCCCACCUGCUCCAACAACCUCACGCCGGUGCGCGUCAUGGACCCCGACGGCUGCUGCUGGCACUGGGAGUGUGACUGCUACUGCACUGGCUGGGGUGACCCCCACUACGUCACCUUCGACGGGCUGUACUACAGCUACCAGGGCAACUGCACCUACGUCCUGGUGGAGCAGAUCACGCCCAUCGUGGACAACUUCGGGGUCUACAUCGACAACUACCACUGCGACGUCAACGACAAGGUGUCUUGCCCCCGCACGCUCAUAGUGCGCCACGAGACCCAGGAGGUGCUGGUCAAGACCGUGCAGAUGGCACCCAUGAAGGUGCAGGUGCUGAUCAACAAGCAGGCCGUGGCACUGCCCUACAAGAAAUACGGGCUGCAGGUGUACGAGUCGGGCAUCAACUACAUCGUGGACAUCCCCCGGCUGGGCGCCCUGGUCUCCUACAAUGGCCUGUCCUUCUCCAUCAAGCUGCCCUAUAGCCUGUUUGGCAACAACACCAAGGGCCAGUGCGGCACCUGCACCAACAACACCGCGGACGACUGCAUGCUGCCCAGCGGGGAGGUCAUCGCUGACUGCGAGGUCGCAGCUGACCAGUGGGUGGUGAAUGACCCCUCCAAGCCACACUGUCCCCACACCAGCUUCACCACCCGGCGCCCGGCCACCACGCCCUCGGGGGGCAGCGGCACCGGCCCACACAAGAACUGCUCGUCUCCUCUCUGCGAGCUCAUCAAGGACAGCCUGUUUGCCCAGUGCCAUGCCCUGGCUCCCCCCGAGCACUACUACGAGGCCUGUGUGUUCGACACCUGCACCAUGCCCGACUCGGGCAUGGAGUGCAUCAGCCUGCAGACCUACGCGGCCCUCUGUGCCCACGAGGGCGUCUGCAUCGACUGGCGGAACCACACCCAUGGGGCCUGCCCGGUCCACUGCCCACCUCACAAGGAGUACCAGCCCUGUGGUCCUGCCAAGGAGCCCACCUGCAAGUCCAGCUCCACAGACAACAGCACCCUGCUGGUGGAAGGCUGCUUCUGCCCCGAGGGCACCAUGAGCUACGCCCCCGGCUUUGACGUCUGCGUGGACGUGUGUGGCUGUGUGGGACCUGACAAUGUGCCCAGAGAGUAUGGGGAGCACUUCGAGUUCGACUGCAAGGACUGCAUCUGCCUGGAGGGCGGGAGCGGCAUCGUCUGCCAACCCAAGAAAUGCACCCAGAAGCCGCCCGUCCAGUGCAAAGAGGAUGGCACGUACUUGGUCACGGAGGUCAACCCUGCCGACACCUGCUGCAACAUCACCUCCUGCAAGUGCAAUGCCAGCCUGUGCAAGGAGCAGCCCCCCGACUGUCCUAUGGGCUUCGACCUGAAGAGCGAGAUGAAGCCCGGGAGGUGCUGCCCCUUCUACUCCUGUGUGCCCAAGGGCGUGUGUGUUGUUGGGAACGCUGAGUACCAGCCCGGCUCCCCAGUGUACUCCUCCGGGUGCGAGACAUGCGUCUGCACCAACGUCACGGACGGCGCCACGCAGCUCAACCAGGUGUCCUGCAGCCACGUGCCCUGCAACACCACCUGUAACCCUGGCUUCGGGCUGGUGACUGUCCCGGGUGAGUGUUGCCCGAAGUGUGAGCAGACCGACUGCAUCAUCAGCAGACCUGAUGGCCUCCACCUCAUCCUGAAGCCCGGGGACAUAAAGAGCGACCCCAAGAACAACUGCACCUUCUUUAGCUGCGUGAAGAUCCACAAUCAGCUCAUCUCGUCCGUCUCCAACAUCACCUGCCCCGACUUCGACCCCAGCUCCUGCCUCCCGGGCUCCAUCACCUACAUGCCCAACGGCUGCUGCAAGAAAUGCAUCCCUCGCAAUGAGACCAGGAUCCCCUGCUCCACCAUGUCCGAAACCAGGGAGAUUUCAGAAGGCGGCUGCGCUGCGAAGGUCACCAUGAAUUACUGCUCCGGAUCCUGUGGGACCUUCGCCAUGUACUCGGCUGAGGCGCAGGCCCUGGACCACAAGUGCUCCUGCUGCAAGGAGGAGAGCACCAGCCGGCGGGAGGUGCAGCUGCUCUGCCCCGACGGCAGCUCCCGGAAACACACCUACACCCACAUCGAGAGCUGCUUGUGCCAGGACACCCUGUGCGAGCUCCCGCAGGCCCAGCGCAGGGCCCCCGGCCGCGCCCGCCGCUCUGGGCUCCCGGCCCUGCACCCGAGCAGGGGCUGA
This is a messenger RNA of Miniopterus natalensis, 6327 nucleotides long. The record is from RefSeq and is a predicted model, not a curated record. NCBI's taxonomy places the organism in Eukaryota, Metazoa, Chordata, Mammalia, Chiroptera, Miniopteridae.